This is a messenger RNA of Thunnus maccoyii (southern bluefin tuna), 1568 nucleotides long. RefSeq names its product methyltransferase 2A, methylcytidine (gene mettl2a). NCBI's taxonomy places the organism in Eukaryota, Metazoa, Chordata, Actinopteri, Scombriformes, Scombridae. The record is from RefSeq and is a predicted model, not a curated record. The transcript has 9 exons. Gene Ontology annotation, molecular function: tRNA (cytidine-N3)-methyltransferase activity. The coding region runs from base 55 to 1128 and encodes 357 amino acids.
UUGAACGCAGCACGAUCAGAUGCACGGCCCCUCUUCCGUUGCGUCAGUUCCAGCAUGGCGGCGCCCCAUGCCGUGGUCGGGGUGGAGGGAGACAGCAGUGAAUCGGGGCUUAUUUUAUCAGAUUCAUCCACCGGAGACGUGAAGCGACCUCAGUUCGGGACACGUUUCCUCACAGACCCGCGGCAGGUCUUCCAGCACAACGCCUGGGACAAUGUGGAGUGGACCGAGGAGCAAGAAGCAGCUGCCAAGAAGAAAGUGCUAGAAAACAGUCAGCCGCUGCCUGCAGAGAAACAAGAGGACUAUGACUGCCGGGCCAAUGAGUACUGGAAUGAUUUCUACACAAUACAUGAAAAUCGCUUCUUCAAAGACCGUCACUGGCUCUUCACAGAGUUCCCAGAGUUGGCCCCACAGUGCGGCCUUAACCACGAAUCCCAUCCUGAAGUCUCCGGCACAGAUGACCGACAAAGCGGGGACGCUGCGGCUCUGCCUCACGCCGAUGGUGACUUCCCCGGCUCCUCUGCCACGUAUCGCAUUCUGGAGGUUGGCUGUGGUGUGGGCAACACAGUGUUUCCAAUCCUGAAGACCAACAAUGACCCGGGACUCUUUGUGUACUGCUGUGAUUUCUCUAGCACUGCUGUGGAGUUAGUCAAGACUAAUCCAGAGUACGACCCUGGGCGCUGCUUCGCCUUUGUUCACGACUUGAGUGAUGAGGAAGCCAAUUACCCCGUCCCAGAUGGAAGCCUUGAUGUUAUAGUGCUAAUCUUUGUGCUAUCAGCGUUGCAUCCUGACAAGAUGCAGGCAUCCAUCAGUAGAUUAGCGCGGCUGCUGAAGCCCGGGGGAGUGAUGCUGCUCAGGGACUACGGACGCUACGAUAUGGCACAGCUGCGCUUCAAGAAGGGAAGGUGUCUGUCAGAAAACUUUUACGUCCGUGGUGAUGGAACAAGAGUAUAUUUCUUUACUCAAGAUGAGCUCCAUGAGAUGUUCACGGAGGCAGGACUUGAGAAAGUGCAGAACCUCGUGGAUCGAAGGCUACAGGUGAACAGAGGGAAACAGCUCACCAUGUACAGGGUGUGGAUCCAGUGCAAGUACCGCAAAGCUCUCGUUCAGCCACCUGAGACGCAGGGCUGAGCCCACCUGGCUUAACCGUCAAUCACAACUGAAACCAAGUGCUGAAAUGAAGGCGGUGCUGUCUUUUUUUUUUUUUUUUUUACUGAGGAUGUAAUGAAAAUGAGAAGCUCUAUUGUGAUUGUGAUAAAGGGGAUGCAACUGGAUAGCGACAUACUGUAAAGGCCUUACACUAUCCCAGCUGCCAUAACAUUGACGGACUUGCUCUGUGGCUGUGGUGUUCUUGAUGGUAUCGCAAUCCGAGCUACGGGAGUGAUGAUUUCUCAUUUUCUGACAGUGAGUUCAGUAAUCUGAGAAAGGGCUUGGUUACACAUGUAUUAAUGUUUCUAUUCACCCGGAUGCUGUUUUUAAAAUGACGUGAUGUUUUGAAAUAAAUGGCAUGAUUUUUAAGAGAACUUCAUGACCUUUUUGUACAUGUAAAAUGAAUAAAGAUAUAAACUGUA